AUGGUGAACCACCGUCCCUCCGCCUCCCCCAGCGUUGGGCCCAAGGUCCCCCAACCCAUGGGCCCCACCACCCCGGGAGCCGACCCCACAGACCCCUCACCCCACACAAGGAGGGAGGAGCCAAGAAGGAGCCAGUCCCAGGAGCAAACCCCAGCCCCCGCCCCCGCCCCCAAGCACCUCCCCUGUGGAAGCACUGUAGAGAUCAUGACCCGCCAGAACCCCUGGGCCCUGUAUCUAUUGGGACCCCCACUCCCCAUGGAAAACCCCUCCCUGCUAGACAGGACCCCCACCCUGCCUCAGAGCCAGAGAGGGACUGAUCCCAGCCCCCAGGGGCAGGCGGCUGCUCAAGGCCAGGAGCCUUUGUUUGGCAGUUUCCAGUGCUUCAGGAAGCCAAGACUUCAUUUGACCAAAGCUUUCUUUCUUGACACCGUUCUGUCCAUCAUUUCUAUUAUCACUGUAGUUCUGAACCUGCUUGUCAUCAUUGCAGUCUCCCACUUUAGGCAGCUGCACUCUCCCACUAACAUCAUCCUCCUCUCUCUGGCUGUCUCAGAUUUUCUCGUGGGGCUUCUGUUGUUGCCAUUAGAAGUUUACAGAAACACAUCUUGCUGGUUUCUUGGGGAAAUCAUGUGUGCUGUUUAUUAUUAUCUUGCCUGUUGUAUUCCAUUUGUAUCAAUUGGUAACAUUGUUCUUAUAUCAGUUGACCGCUAUGUGGCCAUUUGUCACCCUCUGCAAUAUCCCACCAGAAUCACUACAGUGAGGGUCAAAACGUGUGUUUGUCUGUGUUGGCUCUGGUAUGGUCUGUACAGCAUAUUAUAUAUCAAGGAUCAAAUCAUUCAUCUUAUUGAACCUGGUGAAAACUUUGGAUGUCUUGGACAAUGUUCCAUCAUUUUUAAUUAUACUAUAGGAGUGGUUGAUCUCAUUUUGACUUUUGUUCUUCCAGUAACAGCCAUAGUUGUUCUGUACAUGAAGGUGUUUGUGGUGGCUCUGAUUCAGGCUCGUUCUAUGCGUUCUCAUGUUACAUUUGUCUCUGUUCAACAUCCAGCUAAAGCAAAAGCAAAGAAAUCGGAGCUGAAAGCAGCCAGAACUCUUGGUAUUCUUGUAGUUACAUAUUUGUCAUGUUUCUGCCCGGCAUAUUGUGCAGUCCUCGUAGAAAUUGAUUUUUUAUCUGCAUAUAUGCUUCUUGCUCUGUUUUAUUUCAAUUCCUGUGUGAACCCAGUGAUUUACACUUUAUUUUACCCCUGGUUUAGAAAAGCUAUAAAAAUCAUAAUCACUCUGCAGAUACUGAAGCCUGACUCCCGUGAGACAAACAUGUUGUAG
Molecule: messenger RNA, 1317 nt
Organism: Oryzias melastigma (Indian medaka)
Lineage: Eukaryota; Metazoa; Chordata; Actinopteri; Beloniformes; Adrianichthyidae
Product: trace amine-associated receptor 13c-like
Exons: 5
Coding region: 1-1317 (438 amino acids)
Biological process (GO): G protein-coupled receptor signaling pathway
Cellular component (GO): membrane
Molecular function (GO): trace-amine receptor activity
Source: RefSeq, a predicted model, not a curated record